UAGGGCUUUGUAUAGGCCGCCGAGGGCAUAGACUCCGGGUCGCUUCCGACCGAUGCUGCACCUCUUUCGAGCUUGCAGUGAAGGACAGGCCCGUACUGCCAGCGGUUUCUCACGAGACGUACGGGAAAGACGCUUCGAGAAGCCUGGCGCGACGACAGUUCUCACGCCCAGCGACAGGAAGCCCUCCGUGACUCGAGUGCAAGACUGUUUACAAAACAAGGGAGGUGCGCCACAAGUUUCGCCCAAGAUGGACAUCUGCGGCGUCAUCGGAGAGUACGGAAAGUUCCAGAAGAACAUCUUCUGGUUCGGCCUCGUUCGAGGCACCUUCAUGGGUUUGCAUCUGGUCGUGUCCAGCUUCAUCGCGCCCGACCUCGACCACUGGUGCGCUGAUCCCGACCACGUGGUCUCGACCGGGAAUGCGACGACGACGUUGGACUCCUGGAGGUCCUCGAACCAGUCACGUGACUCCCGGUAUCCCGACGAAGGUGAUGGCUUGGAACGCAGCGCUUGUUCGAGGCGCCCGACGACGGUCACUGAUGGCCAGCUGGUCGUCACCGAAGGUGCCUUUGUCGCGUGCGAAACGUGGAACUACGGGAACAGCUUCUCGGGCUACACGCUGGUUCAAGAGUGGGACCUGGUGUGCGAGCGUGCAUGGAUGCGCUCCCUGGUGCAGAGCAGUGUCAUGACUGGCAUGCUGGUCGGCUGCUUCCUGUGCUCGGCCCUUGGAGACAGGCUGGGCCGCCGUCCCUUGCUCGUGGGCUCCUGCCUGCUCACCAACAUGGCGGGCCUGGUCACCGCAGUGGCGCCCUCUUUUGGCGUCUUUCUGGCGGCCCGCGUGGUGCUCGGAAUUUCGUUGGCCGUGAUGCAGACCGCCUCAUUCUGCCUCUUGGUGGAGGUCACUGGCCCCAAGCACCGUACACGGGCUGCGGUUGCCUUCACCCUGGGUUUCGCCCUCAGCCUCUUCCUGCUGCCGGCCACCGUGUGGGUGCUGAAGCACUGGCGUCACAUCCAGGUGGCCAUCACGCUGCCGUUCAUCGGCAUGCUGGUCUGGUCCUGGUACCUGCCGGAGUCGCCCCGGUGGCUGGUGGCCACUGACAGGAUGAACGAGGCCGCCGGCGUUGUCCUGCGUGCGGCCUCGGCCAACGGCAUCGAGAUCCAGGAAUUGGACUCAGCGCUCCGGCAACUGCGAAAGAAGAUAUUGCAGGAGAACGAAGAGGCCGAGAAGGUUCGCUACCUGGACCUCGUGAGACUGCCCACGAUCCGACGCUACAGUGUCAUCCUUGUCUACAGCUGCGUGUCCUGCGGUGCCGUGUACUAUGGCAUCCAGCUGUCCAUGACCAACCUGGGAGGUGACCCCUACGUGGGCUUCCUGCUCUCGGCAGUGGGCGAGGUGUCGGCCGUGGUCCUCUGCUACAGCACCGUCCGCUGGUUCCGCAGGCGUCGGGCGGUGCCGGCGCUGUACGCCGGAGCAGCGCUUUGCUCGCUCGGUCUGGGACUCAUCCCGCGAUCCCUGACGUGGCUCCGCCAGGCAGACGGCUUUGUGGGCAAGAUACUGUCCGGCGCCGUGUUCACCGUCACCUGGCUGUACGCGGCGGAGGUGUUCCCCACCGUGAUGCGCACCGUGGGGGUCGGUGCUUGCCUCAUGGGCAUACGGGUCGGCUCUGCUCUUGUGCCGUUUCUGCUGGAAACGAGGCGCUACGCGCACGAGUCGGUGCCCAUGACUGUCCUGGCGGCCAUGUACGGCCUUGCGGCUGCCCUGGUCCUGCUGCUUCCCGAGACGUUCCACGUGGCGUUACCGGACACUCUGCGAGAGACCCUGGAUCUGAAGAAGAGCAAAAAAGCCAAGCCACGCCCAUCGGCAGGGGAGCUGGUGGACUACGAAAGAGUACCCGCCGGAAACGGAGAGACCGAGGGUGAACCGUGACUCAGGACUCCGGUUAGAACACCCGGCUCACAGACAAAGUCACGAGCUCAAGCCCCACCGCAAGAAUUCUUGAAUCCACACCACCUUCGAAGCUCCGCUUCGAACUCUGGGCAGGCGGCUCGGGUAUACCUUCUUGUCGCCAAAGCCUCCGAGAUCGUGAAGUGCGCUGCCGGAUUUCGGGGGCCAUGUUGUCGGGAGGGGAAUCGACUGUCGCGCUACCGAUGAACGACCGCUAACGAGCCCAUAAUAGCGCAAACUCUGUUUCGAGCGCGAUCGAGUCAGAUAAGGGCGAUUGGUUCAUUUGCCCAGGCUGCGGAAGGGAGCCAAUCGCGGUCGCGAAAUUCGAUCCCCAUCUGGCUCGAUUGCGAUCGAAAGUGCUCGUGUGAGACCUGUACUAGAAACAGCACUAGGACUAGAGUGACGAACUGCUCGGUAACACCUGUCCUGUAUUUUCCUAGACGGUUUCUGUUUUCGCUGUCAUGACUUGCUUGAUUUUCGUUAUCUGACAAGAAUGUUCAUCUACCCAACACAGAGGUGGAGAUUGAUUUACCAUAGAUAAGAUAGAGGAGGCAUGCGCGGCGUGAAGUUUAAGAGCAGCAAUAUGUUAUGGCUUGCCCUAAUGCGAUAAGCAGGCGGCCCACGACACCGGGAACUCGUUUGAACAGCUACAAAUAGCAGCACUUCCGCUUGAAGACUCGGUAGCAGCUCAACAGAUGUUUCCAUUCCAUGUAUAUUACUACAUAUACAAUUCCACAGUCAGUACGAACGUUGUGCCUGCUUUGUCUACAGCGGAAAUGUUGUCGAAUAGACAAAUGUCUGAACACACAGCUAAAUUAGAUUUGUUGCAUUUCAAAAAAAAAAAAUGAAUCGACAGAUUGCAGCGAUUCUUUCGGUUCUGAAUUUAUCUACUGCAAUAGCAGCAGGCUCUCUCAGCGAACCCAGCAAUCUCGCUUGCUCCCGAAUUAUUGUCACACUAUAUCUUUUGACAAAUAAUUUAUUUGUUAAGCGCACAACGCCAUUUCUUGUCCGCCAAAGUGUUGCUUGCUAUGACUUCCGAAGUAAAGGCACAGACGCAGCUAUUCUCGGAACCUGCGAAACGCACAAAACCUCGCACAAAGAGCUAAAAUCAAGCUCCUUCCGCCAGCUCUAUACCGCUAUCUUAGGAGGAAAUGCCGCAUAAAUUACAAACACAGUCAAAACUUUGGGAGUACAUUUCAAUGAAUGUACCUUAUGGGGUGCUCGCACUGAGCAUCUGCAAGGUAAGAUUGCCCGUAUAGUUGAAAUCGUGAGAAAACUUUAGAAUUUAUUGCCUGUAAAAGCAAAGCUUACGUUGUACCACGCAUUAGCCGAAUCGAAAUUCAAAUGCUGCAUUUUGGUGUGGGGCAGUACAACACAGAUAAUCCUCAUGUAGCUCUCAGUUAUGCGGAAGAAUAGGCUUAGAGCCACUGCUGCCGUGCCUUACUGAACACAUCCUGAACCAUUGCUUACCGCCUAUCGCAUGAUGCGCUUAUCCAUCAUCUACCAUUACCGUCUUUUACAGCUAUGCAAAUCAGAUUGAACACGGCAUAUUAUUUUCAUCCAAAAUGGCCUAACCGCCACAUCAACAUUCACUACUACCCUACACGGCACCUCGAAUACUGGUCCAUGUCUCCAAGCUAAGCUCAACCUGCUUGAUAACAGAACGCUCUCGGAUAAAAAAAAAAAGUUGCUUGGACCAUGGCCUAUGCAUUCUUGCGUGCAAAAGGCCACAAAAGCCCUUCUGUAGUUUGUGAACACUGGAUUGUACGAACGCUUGUGACAGCGGAGAUUCUUCUGUGACUGUCUCUGCGAAUGACUUAUUUUUCUUUUCUCUCCUUAUCUAUUCUUUCCCUUUCCCCCUCCCCAAGUGUAGGGUAGCCAAUCGGGUGCGUCCUUGGUUAACCUCCCUACGUUUCCCUCUUCGUUUCUCUUUCUCUCUCACCCACGUACGAACAGCGGUUUUCAAACUCUAAAAUAUACAUUGCCUUCUUUACUGAACAAGUUUGACGUAUCUUACACUUCUGUCCGUGAAAUUUCUUACAACUCCCUUCGAAAUAUCUCGUUCAUUUGUCGUACAUUGCCCUGCCGCUAUUUCUUAUUAAAUGUCUACAAUGAGAUAUUGUAUUUAUUGUAUGGUUCAGUUUAUGCUACUCUCUGCGUUUUUUUUUUGUGUCUUGCUUGUAAAUAGCUUAGCCCUGUGCUGCCUGUUUGUGUGUGUACUGCUGUAGGUGUGUAAACAGGGAGGGGGGGGGGGAGCACCGUCAAGCUGCGACUUGGCGGCUUUUCUUGCCUUCUUCUCAGCCGUCCACCUAUGUAU
Dermacentor silvarum is the source of this 4259-nucleotide messenger RNA. Its product is annotated as solute carrier family 22 member 3. The transcript is spliced from 12 exons. The record is from RefSeq and is a predicted model, not a curated record. Gene Ontology annotation, cellular component: membrane. The coding region runs from base 53 to 1924 and encodes 623 amino acids. Gene Ontology annotation, biological process: transmembrane transport. Lineage: Eukaryota; Metazoa; Arthropoda; Arachnida; Ixodida; Ixodidae. Gene Ontology annotation, molecular function: transmembrane transporter activity.